This is a messenger RNA of Zasmidium cellare ATCC 36951, 1014 nucleotides long. RefSeq lists its product as uncharacterized. The record is from RefSeq and is a predicted model, not a curated record. Lineage: Eukaryota; Fungi; Ascomycota; Dothideomycetes; Mycosphaerellales; Mycosphaerellaceae. Gene Ontology annotation, molecular function: endonuclease activity; nucleic acid binding. Gene Ontology annotation, biological process: DNA catabolic process. The coding region runs from base 1 to 1014 and encodes 337 amino acids. The transcript has a single exon.
AUGUAUUCUUCUCUCGCACUCCUAGGCCUCACGGCCUUCCAAGGCGCACACGCUUGGGGUAAUCUUGGUCAUGAGACGGUAGCACUGGUGGCCACAAAUUACGUCAAGACCGCGACGAAGACCUGGGCUCAAGACAUUCUCGGAGACACCUCAAAGGACUACCUCGCCAACGUUGCCACCUGGGCCGACUCCUACCGCUAUAACAGCGCUGGCAAAUUCUCCGCUCCCUACCACUUCAUCGACGCUCAAGACAAUCCCCCAUCCAGCUGCAACGUCGACUACGACCGCGACUGCACCAACGGCGGGUGCAUCGUCGCCGCCAUCGCAAACUACACCAACAGAGUCCAGUCCACCUCUCUGUCCGACACCCAGGUGGACUACGCCUUGCGCUUCAUCAUCCACUUCCUCGGCGACAUCACCCAACCGCUCCACGAUGAGUCGUACGACCUGGGAGGCAACGAUAUCGACGUGACCUUCAACGGCGACGACACGAAUCUGCACGCCAGCUGGGAUACUGCCAUCCCAGAGCAGCUCGUAGGCGGCUACUCACUCUCGGAUGCCCAAGACUGGGCCAACGACCUCAUAAAAGAAAUCGACAGCGGAUCCUACAAGUCCCAAAAGUCCUCCUGGGUUUCCGGCCUCGACAUCACGGACGCGAAGGGCAGUGCAAUGGGCUGGGCCACGGACGCCAACGCCUUCGUGUGCAGUGUCGUCGCGCCAAAUGGUUGGGAUGGGCUUGAGAACGCGGAGCUGUAUCCUGACUACUACAACGGUGUCGUUGAUACCGUUUCGCUGCAGAUUGCCAAGGGCGGGUAUCGGCUUGCGAAAUGGUUGGAUGCUAUCGCGGCACAAGCCUCGAGCAAGAAGGUCCGCAGGGAUGAGGGAGAUGCGGUGGAGGAUGAGGUGGAGCAGGAUUUGAGUGGGAGGACUUUGUUGCCGGCGAAGAAGCCUUUGACGGCGAUUCAGAGACGGCGGGCGGCGAUUGGGUUUGGGUGUGGGGAUCAUAGCCAUUGA